CCAGAUUACGUCUCAUCAUACGGCCUAUUUACACCAAACAGUGCGCUAAACAAAUCAGCAACUAACCGCACUCGCCGAGGGACCGCGGUCGCAACGUCGUAUCAUUUCGGGACCGGGUGACGUGUUCCUGUGGUCAAUCACGUGACCUCCCCCCCCCCCUUGCCACGGACCAAUCGCGGCGUCCUGGGCAGAGCGAAGAAAGGAAGAGGGUGGAGGGGUGGAAUCAUUUUUUUCCUUUUUACGAUUUUUAAUCCGGCAACUCCAACGGUGGUCGUUGACAUCAUCCUACGCUCCAUAAAAAGGUGACUGUCUGCAGCGUCACUCUCACGCUCACGCUGGCCCUCGGACUCCUCUCUGACGUGACCACGGCCCUUCCUCUCGCAGCCGACAUGGAGCCCAUCAAGGUCCAAUCAGAAGGUGGACUGAAUGUGACCCUCACCAUCAGGCUGCUGAUGCACGGCAAGGAGGUCGGGAGCAUCAUAGGAAAGAAAGGGGAGACGGUAAAGAAAAUGCGUGAAGACAGUGGCGCCCGUAUCAACAUCUCUGAGGGCAACUGCCCCGAACGGAUAGUCACCAUCACGGGGCCGACGGAUGCCAUCUUCAAGGCCUUCGCCAUGAUAGCCUACAAGUUUGAGGAGGAUAUCAUCAACUCUAUGAGCAACAGUCCUGCCACCAGCAAACCCCCUGUGACCCUGAGGCUUGUGGUCCCGGCCAGCCAGUGCGGCUCGCUCAUUGGCAAAGGGGGCUCCAAAAUCAAAGAGAUGAGAGAGUCCACAGGGGCUCAGGUGCAGGUGGCAGGCGACAUGCUCCCCAACUCCACCGAGAGGGCCGUGACCAUCUCUGGGGCACCUGAGGCCAUCAUCCAGUGUGUCAAACAAAUAUGUGUGGUGAUGCUGGAGUCCCCACCGAAAGGUGCCACCAUACCCUACCGCCCAAAGCCUGCCUCCACCCCUGUCAUUUUUUCAGGUGGCCAGGUAAGAGCAGACCCACUGGGGGCGUCCACAGCCAACCUCAGCCUCUUACUGCAGCACCAGCCACUGCCUGCUUACACCAUCCAAGGACAGUAUGCCAUCCCACAUCCAGACCAGUUGAGCAAGCUCCACCAGUUGGCUAUGCAGCAAACCCCCUUUACCCCCCUCGGACAGACCACCCCUGCCUUCCCCGCAGGUCUGGAUGCCAGUAACCAGGCCAGUACUCAUGAACUCACCAUUCCCAAUGAUCUAAUAGGCUGCAUAAUUGGACGCCAGGGAACCAAAAUCAACGAGAUCCGUCAGAUGUCUGGGGCACAGAUCAAAAUUGCUAACGCCAUGGAAGGGUCAUCGGAACGCCAGAUCACCAUCACAGGGACCCCCGCCAACAUCAGCCUGGCCCAGUACCUCAUCAAUGCAAGGUUCCGAGACGUGGCGGCCAUGUGGAACGACCCAUCCUCCAUGACCACAUCCUGAGGUCCCUGUCUGGCUCUUCCAUCUGACCCUUCCCAACGACUGACGACGCCCUCCAGACUCUGGCUCUGGCUCUCCGAAAACCCUGCGCACCGGCCGCCCUGGUCUUCCACACACCGGCGAGGGGCCGAGAGCUGGCUUUGAUUUCAGAGAGCCACUUAAAUUAAGAUUUUAGUUAAAAAAAAAAAAAAAUGGAAAAAAAGAGAGAGAACUCUCUGUUGAUUAGGUUUUUUUGUUUUUGUUUUAGAGAACUGUUGAAGCAUGUUGAAUGUUUAUUAGCAAAAACUUGUGUUACUUUUUGUCUUUCUUUUAAUCUGUUUCUCGCUCUCUGGGCUGCGUCAUAGAACAUUCAAGCAUAAUAGGUAAACGAGCAAAAAUCGUGCAGAUCAUAGUUGUGUGCAUCGAUUACAACUCAACGAUGCUAUCGGCAGAGUGUGGUGGGAUGUAGCCACAUUUUAGUAAGACCCAAUUUGCAUCUUUGUGGAGUUACAUCUCAUAACCCCUUUUUAGCCAAUGAUAUUACUCCUAGAGCCUCUCAUUUCGUGUUUAUCUCCGAUAUUUACAUUAUUACUUAUAUUGCAUGUGUUAAGUGUCGUAUCGUUGUGUAUUUGAACAGAAGCUGUUCAGUGGACCUUGAAAUGUUAUUAUAGCUUUGUGCUCCUGCUUUUCUCCGCUAAUGUUUUCAGCAUUUUUUUUUCUGGCCGCUCAUGUGCAGCCCCACACCCUGCCCAGACCUGUAGCCUCCUUCUAUGACUAGUAUACAUGCAUGAAUGGAAUUAGAGACAUCUCAGUGGCUAAAAUAGCGCUGACAGGAAAUUUUAGAAAUGAUUGUUUAUGAUCAUACUGUAUUUGUUUUGUACAAGGACUUUGAUGACAAGUUGUCAACUACGCGGCGCUCAUGCAAUAGAAGAUUCAACACUUUACUCCGGACUGACCUCUGAUGUGCGAGGGAUUAGUUUGGUCUUGGGUUUCGUCCAAAACCUUUUUAGCUCUUUUCUCUGAUGGAAAAGAAAGGAAGAUCUCAAGAGCAAAUGAAGCCGAAUUUUUCCCACCAAAAGAGGUUGGACCGAGCCAAAUGGUGUUUGGGGGGCCAAGGAAUGUUCAGGGGUUCAUCGGGUAGGAACCCACGGGGGCCUGGGCGGGGACCACUCGGUCUCUUUUUCACGAUUGUUUAUUUCUUUCAUUGUUCAGUCGAGGCUUUAAGUUUGAAUGUCUUUUUAUGGUCACAGCUGUGUCAGCAACUUCGUUGGUUAUUAUUUUUCGGAACAACAACCUGCUUGGUUGGUUGUUUUUGGUUCUCCGUCAGUCAGCUUCACCUAACCCAGGGGUCGGCAACCCGCGGCUCUUUGAGCACUCUGAUGCGGCUCAGCAGCUUACUUGCUGAACCCCCCCAGUUGUCCCGUGAGAUUUCCGGAUUUCAGUGCCUCUCGCAGAAAACUCCCGGGAUUAAUAUUCGCCGAUUUUCAACCCUAAAGCUAUAUUAAGGGCGUGCCGUGAUGGUACAACAUUUGGCGCCCACUACGAUCUGUAUUGACAGCGUGCCAGACCAACCCUUGUUAUACAAUAAUAACCUUUGGGGCGGCAUGGCGUAGUGGGUAGAGCAACCGUGCCAGAAACCUGAGGGUUGCAGGUUCGCUCCCCGCCUCUUGCCAUCCAAAAAUCGCUGCCGUUGUGUCCUUGGGCGGGGCACUUCACCCUUUUCCCCCGGUGCCACUCACACCGGUGAAUUGAAUUAUGAAUGAUAGGUGGUGGUCGUUGGCACAAAUUGCAGCCACGCUUCCGUCAGUCUACCCCAGGGCAGCUGUGGCUAUGAAAGUAGCUUACCACCACCAGGUGUGAAUGAAUGAUGGGUUCUACAUGUAAAGCGACUUUGGGUACUUAGAAAAGCGCUAUAUAAAUCCUAGUUAUUAUUAUUAUUAUUAUUAUUACAAUAUACAUCUUCUGCUUGCACACGUGAGAGACAGCAAGGCAUACUUGGUCAACAGCCACACAGGUUACACUGACGGUGAUCAUAUAAAACACCUU
Molecule: messenger RNA, 3467 nt
Organism: Nerophis lumbriciformis (worm pipefish)
Lineage: Eukaryota; Metazoa; Chordata; Actinopteri; Syngnathiformes; Syngnathidae
Product: poly(rC)-binding protein 3-like
Molecular function (GO): RNA binding
Source: RefSeq, a predicted model, not a curated record